UGUCCAAAUUGCCUUCACCAGCCUGCAUUGGAAGCGACCCCACGUUUCGCCAAUGCCAGGGGAGCUUGAGCUUGAUCCCUGCAACCAUUUCGGAAUAGAGCCGUCAUCAAAGUCCACCAAUCCUCACUCUAUAAAUUUCUUCCUUCUGCAGCCAUCAACACCACCGCCAAGUCGAAAUGAAGCAUUCCGGAUUGCAGAGAGAUGUUUUAUCAUUGUAUAGAAAGUGUCUGCGGGUCAGCAGGACUAAGGGUGGGGCAAGACUGCAUUUCGAAAAGUAUGCUAGGUGAGCUUCUUCAUUUUUGCUUUAGUCGAACAACUCGAUCCUUCGUUUAGGGGUCCGGCUGAUGACUGGGUGGAAUACAGAACCGAAUUCGAGAAAGCUAUUGGACUGGACAAGAAGGACUUCAGUGCCAUAGAAUAUCUGAUGCGAAAGGGACAAAGACAAAUCGACAUGUAUUCUUCUCCCGGAAUCAAAGACAUCAGAUGAAGCUUUCAGACAAGAGUGAUGGUACAACCCAGUUUCUACGUAGAAGAGAAGGAGCGAUGGCACGGUCGAGAGCUUCAUCGGCCCUCAACGUGAGGAGCCUCCUCUUGCUCAAUACCCUCCCUAAGAUGCAUUCUUACCGACUCUCUGUGUGAUACAUACCAUGCCCAAUUUUAAUAUUCAUUGGAGCGGGUAUCCUCAUCAUCGUUUGCCACGAAUUCGAGUCGUUUCUACCCGUCACAAGUCGGUCCACAAUCGACUUCUUUCUGGCUCCGGUCAGACUUCGAGGGUUCAGUCGCAUAUCAAGUCCGAGAAAGAGAACAAGAAGAGCCCCUUCAGGAUACAAUUCCGGCGCCAGCGAAUGCGGGGUUCGCGUGCCUCUUCAUCUAUUCUGAGGGCCCGUAGACGCGCUUCUGUUCGAGCUAGGCACAACAUACAAGUGUUUGGAUGGGAUACACCUGGGGCAGAACUUGCAAGCAGAGUCACCGAGAAAAGUGGAUCUGGAAGCCGGCCUACAAAGCCCAGGUCAAUAUCAGGUGCAACCCUCCGCCCGGAAAUUCAAGAAAGCUCUGCUAUCCCAUCGACCGACGGUGCAGCGAGUUCUGUUGCCAGGCGUCUCAAUCCAAGGAAGAAGCAGUCCGAGAACGCCUACUCGUUGAGGCAUAUUGCUAAAGUACCGGUAUAUUGGACUGCUGAUCAUCCUUCAAAAGCAGACAAGGCAUCUUACAAUCCCGACCGAUUGUACUCUGCUCAAAGAUCAGGUCCUCUUCAGGCGGCCAGCAACCAGAUUUCAAGCCAUCGCCCAACUGAAAGAACGCGUUCUUACGAUACUAGAUUCGAGACACUGGGUCCAAUUGCAAGCCAGCGUCGCAGACUAUCACCCCGACCUCAGUUCAAGCCGAACACUUUUCGCAGAGCAACCUCGCAGGUAUCGCCAACACGAAAGGAUACAGGAACGGAGUUCUGGGAGGCAGUGAGAAAAUAUAGUCAGCAGUCAAGGUUGCAAGGGAAACCCCCUGCAUCUAUAAAAUCUAUUGUCCAUAGCCUUGUGUCUGAAACAGCGUCUCGUUCUCCAAGCCAAAAGAAAGUCCUCGCCCGCUUUACGAAAGGAAUCGAACUUUACCUACAGGCGGCAAAAGAACACCCUUCGCAGUCCCUUGUUUCAUCACUCUCUACUCGUUCCACGACAAGUCUCUCGGCUUACACUAUUCAAGAGCUGAAGCCCUACCAAUCUGAGUUUCGAUCCGCGGGUCUUGCUAUCACCGCAGCGGAACAAAAGGGGAUGGCGAAAUUGCAGAAAGGGCCAACACCUCCACCAACACCUCCUAAAGAUGACAAAUAUGUAAAGAACGAAACACCACCGAAGAAGAAAAAUAACAACCAGCAAUUGGGACAAAAAACAAAGCUUCCCUCGUAUGCGUCUGGUUCCACUGGCACAACAAUUCUGGGAUGGACCCCACCUCACGAGAAAACUUAUGGACGGCCAUCAACAAAAGAUCGGACGAGCUCAUCGAUCUCAACAGACCAGACUAUCAUUGGAUUCACUCCACAUGAGAAAGAUGCUUCUCCACCGCGGCCCCUUAGAGAAGCGCCAGCCACACCUCGAGCAUCGAUGAAGAAGUCUCUUCCAUGGCUACGCAAACCUGAAGCCUCACCUGAAUCCUCUCCUACGAAUGAAUUGAAAAGCGCUUCAGUGAUGCAUGAGCAGCAUAGGCCAUCCACCCCGCUUGGUGGCUGGGUUUCCACGUUCGAUGUUGCGGAACCUACAAAGCCGGGGAGAGAAAGCCAGUCCGUAGGCCAAUCCCGCCCUGGAAUCUCACAGAGGCCAACGAAUGCGACGCGAGAUGAUCCAAGAUAUAGCGCUAGAAAUUCAACUGCUACGAACUACAUGAAUCAAGUGGUUGACGAGAUGGCGCAGACGCAAGUGAAUCCCGAUGAGAGUUUGGAACCAAGUCGCCCCAACAAUGUUUACGUACACAUCGGGACUCAAACUGUGGCAUUUAGUCCUACAACAUCUCGUCAGGACACUAUAAAUGACAACCAAGCCGAACGACAGCUAUAUAUAGACCGUGCUCCUGUUUCGAGCAUUCGCAGCAAAACCUUUCCUUUGAAGUCAAAAAACUGUAACGGGGACUGUGCACAGCCCUCUGCGGAGCCAUUCCCAUCUGCCACACAGCAGCGAUCAUCCAGGCCAUCCAAAGUAAUGUGGAAAGGAGUAGACCAAGACUCCCAAGUCACUAUGGAAGAUCCUGAGCCCAGGCAUAUGACUGAAUCAGAUGCAAUUCAGGACCAGCCUUCUUUUCGAUCCUACGCACUUCCAGGAGAGCGCACGCGAACCUUUCCGCUCGCCACAACUCCUACUAAGCGCAUUGGACCUUACCAGGCACCUCCCAAUUCCAGGAGUCCAAACAAAAGCAAGGAUGCAGGAACGUCAACUUGGGCGCAAAAUGACGAAGAACAGUAUGAGGUGGAACAGACCAAUUCUGAAACCAGCCUAAUAGGUCCAACUAGUCGUCACUCCAUCCCACCUUUGUGCACCCAGUGUUCUGGUCCUCUGAAUCCAACACUCGCAACCGAGCCAUCGCCAAAAGCAGAUUCGCAGUUGUUAUCUCCGGUCCAUGCUUGUACGGCAAGAUCAUCUACACAAUGCCAGCAAUGCUUUCCAUCAAGAAACUCUUCUAUUGCAAUCUCGCCCCUACAGGGUACAUUUCCUGCCGAGGUUCGAGCACCGAUUGAGGUGCAGUACCUUCCCUCUCGACGGUCUACCAGACCCAUCAUCCCCGCUGGGCCAUUUGAGUAUGCAGAGGAAACCCCAAGCCCCGCAGAUGCUGAAUGCAUCGUUGUUGAUACUCCCAAGAUGUGUAGUACAUCGGAGAGGAAGCGAACUCAGAGCAAGAUCGAACAUUCCUUGGUCGAAACUCCGAAAAGUUGCCACUCACCAAAUGGGAAGCGACCACAGAGCCUAGCCGAACUCGCCAUUGAAGAAUACACAAAGCAAGAGCCAAUGGCAGAUCCCAUGAAGAGACCUUCCUUACCAAGACUUAAAUUGAGGCCCGUCGCAUCUGAACCUACUAAGCAUGUUCAUUGCUACUCCACAAUAUCACGUCCCAAAACGGUUCCACAGAUGCCCAAAAUCCCUCAAGUUGACCCACCUGCCUGCCUCGCCUUCGCCUCGACAACUUCCACUGACAGCUGUUCCGUGAAAACUGGCGAGAUCAAUGAGAAGCAGGUGUUCAAAGGCCUGCAUGUCGCAACAGCCGCGGCAUGUGACGAAGAUGUUGACAAGUGGAUAGAAGAGAUCACAGGUUCAAGUGCCCGAAGAUUUUUAUCAGCACUUAGUGCUUUCGAUGGUCUCGGGGUCAACACCCUGGCGGGUGUGGCAAGGAGAGCAGCCAAGCAGAGGAGAGACAAGCUCAAUGCCUGGGAAGCGCUCAGAGAGAAGAGAAUGGCGGAGCACGAUCCGAAGCCAAGAUGUGAACUCGAAGAUUGUGAUGGAGUGGAAUACAUGCUUGGUGACCAGGAUAUUGGAUUGGGAUCUAAAUGUGCCCAGAAGAACUCAUUUGGAGAUCGAGAUGGUGGAGAUGAAUACAUGGCGUACGAUCAAGGUGUUAAAAAGCAAUGUGACGAGUUGAAAAAUAGUAUGCUGAAGAGAAGGGAAUGUAAGGGAAGUGAGGGUAUCAAAGAACGAGCUGUUAGAAUGGGGUGGAGGGACAGGAGUAUUAGUGGGGGUGUAUAAUGCCAACUUGCCCAUCGUGUUGUGAGAAGAUGGAAGAGGAUUAAACCGGAUAUUCUUGUUUUUGGGUUUGCUCAAUACAUUCCCGUCAGUCAUUGAUCGAUUUCUUUCCAUGCCUUGGCCAAUGAGUCUUUUUCUAUUCAUGAUGCUCUACCAAGUUGAGUCUUGAGCCAAUGGUCGAUGCAAGUCGCUCGCUUGACUUCUUUUCCUCCGCAGUCCCAGCCGGUAUGUCAAGUAAUCUCUGAUGUAACCACAUCUGUUAGCUUGGCGCCCGGAGGUGCUGCUAGUCAACUUUUCUAGUCAAUCAAAAAGACUUGAGUUUGUUCUCGGGUCUACCUUUCGCAAGUAUGUUGAUGCUUCUACGAGGCAGACUUGAUGGCACCCAUUUGUGGCGUCGCUCAGCCACCGCCCUCCUGCAAGGAAAACAAAAG
This is a messenger RNA of Cadophora gregata, 4648 nucleotides long. RefSeq lists its product as uncharacterized. The record is from RefSeq and is a predicted model, not a curated record. The transcript is spliced from 3 exons. Lineage: Eukaryota; Fungi; Ascomycota; Leotiomycetes; Helotiales; Ploettnerulaceae. The coding region runs from base 648 to 4220 and encodes 1190 amino acids.